Hylaeus anthracinus is the source of this 625-nucleotide messenger RNA. RefSeq names its product 60S ribosomal protein L27a (gene RpL27A). Gene Ontology annotation, biological process: translation. NCBI's taxonomy places the organism in Eukaryota, Metazoa, Arthropoda, Insecta, Hymenoptera, Colletidae. The record is from RefSeq and is a predicted model, not a curated record. Bases 81 to 524 code for a protein of 147 amino acids. Gene Ontology annotation, molecular function: structural constituent of ribosome. Gene Ontology annotation, cellular component: cytosolic large ribosomal subunit; ribosome. The transcript has 6 exons.
AUAAACACACACGCCAUCUGAACUAAAACUGACAACUUCCACGAGAGGCCACGCUCUUCUUUCUUCAAAUCGUGACCACGAUGUCUACACAUAAGAAGAAGACCAGGAAGCUCCGUGGUCAUGUCAGCCAUGGUCAUGGUCGUAUAGGUAAGCACAGGAAGCAUCCUGGUGGUCGAGGUAAUGCUGGUGGCAUGCAUCAUCACCGUAUUAACUUUGACAAAUACCAUCCUGGUUACUUUGGAAAGCUUGGUAUGCGAAAUUACCAUUUGAGACGCAAUACAAAGUGGUGCCCUGCUUUAAAUUUGGAUAAGUUGUGGACAUUAGUGUCAGAGCAAACCAGACUUAAGUAUAAGAAUUCUGAAACUAAAGUACCAGUAAUUGAUCUUGUAAAAGCGGGAUACUACAAACUUCUAGGAAAAGGACACCUUCCUAAACAACCAGUUAUUGUUAAAGCCAAAUUUUUCAGUAAAUUGGCAGAAGACAAAAUCAAGGCAGUUGGAGGUGCUUGUGUCCUGUGUGCAUAAGUAUGCAGGAACUGAAAUCUUGACGAUCAACCUGCUGUACAUUCUACUGCGUUUAUAUUCUUAAUAAAAUUUAAACAAAAAAAAAGAGUAAAUCUAUAAAA